Messenger RNA from Drosophila mauritiana, 528 nucleotides. RefSeq lists its product as uncharacterized. Lineage: Eukaryota; Metazoa; Arthropoda; Insecta; Diptera; Drosophilidae. The coding region runs from base 1 to 528 and encodes 175 amino acids. The transcript has 2 exons. The record is from RefSeq and is a predicted model, not a curated record.
AUGACGAGAGGUGUUGGAUUUGGCAUUUUGUUCACUUUACUGUGGCCCAUACUCAUAAAUGGACGAUUUCAUUUGAAAAACGUGGUGUGCGAGUCCUUGGACACUUCGUAUUCGGACUUUAAACGCUGUGAAAUGAAGGUCAUUGGACGGGGCGUGUCCGCCUUCUAUAUGAUCUGGAAAUUUUAUUCGGUGCCAAUUGACAAUUUCGAACUCAACUUGUCCCUCCACAAAAGAUCGAACGGAUACCGACCUUUUCUGUUUAAUCAGAGCCUGGAUUAUUGCUACUAUAUGCGCAAUCCUCAGGCUUAUCCACUGAUAAAUAUGUUACACAAGUCAUUUUUGGCUACAUCGAAUAUAAAUCAUUCCUGCCCUUAUGACCAUAACUUGAUCAUCAAAGAUUUUAUCUAUAAAGAUAACGACCUGAAGGAUCUGCCCAUACCCAAUGGCGAUUAUAUGAUACAAAUAAAAGUGGCAACUGAUAAGAAGUAUCGUGCCUGUAUUAAGGUUCAUAUGAAGAGAAUGGACUAA